Messenger RNA from Lobosporangium transversale, 2010 nucleotides. RefSeq lists its product as hypothetical. The annotation marks the transcript as partial. NCBI's taxonomy places the organism in Eukaryota, Fungi, Mortierellomycota, Mortierellomycetes, Mortierellales, Mortierellaceae. The transcript has 3 exons. The record is from RefSeq and is a predicted model, not a curated record.
AUUAAGGAAGUCGAUCGCAACCAAAAGACAAAAUUCUUUGAAUGCCUCCAAGCACUCGUAAAGGGCCGUCUCCCUACUAACGAGCAGCUCGAUCAUUUCUUGGCUAUGGCUCAGAACUCGCCUUCACUUGAGGCUCGCGCCCAUAUGCUCUCAGCAGAUGGCCGUGCACUCUACAAGGACUUCCAGGAGCUCAUGCGCACCACUCGUGGCAUCAUUUAUGAGAAGAACGAGCAAGAGCUUUUCCAGAACUUUAUCUACCAUUGUACCCAGGCUUCAACUUCGGCUUCCCAAAAUGUUCAGGCCCCUUCUCUCGACGUUGGUGUUUCCCAAAAGAAGGCUAAACAAGAAGGCCAAGAGACCUUGGAUAAUUUGGUUGCUGUUGCCAAACUUCUAACUACAAACGCUGAAUUUAGAUCCAUUUUGAACGAGCUGUUCCAGUUACUCAGGGAGGUUUUUAAUGAAGGUGCCGAUAAGGUUGCUUCUACAGCUCAAGGGGUAGGCGAGAGGGUCUCCAACAAAACCAACGACCUUACACAGAGCGCGACCUCCACAAGUGCAUCGGGCGGUUCUCGGCUUCAAGAUAACAUUAACCGUGUCACGGAUAAGAUCCAGAGCGUGGCCCUUGGUGCAAAACAGGAUCCUACAGCCGUCGCUCAAGAUACACGCCAAGAAUUCAUGGACCAUUCCAAUGCCACAAUGGAUUCAGCUAGGCAGCAAACCCAAGACAUGAAACAGCAAUUGGCUAGACAGGCCCAGGAUUUCAAGGCCCAAGCUCAAACCCGGGCUUCUCAAACCCAGCAGGACGCCAUUAACUAUGCCAACACCAAGCUGCCUCCAGAGCAACGAUCUGCUUUGAUCGAACGACUAAAACUAGUCAUCAGUCAGAUUCAAUCUGAGCCUCAGUACCAAACUGCAAUUGACUCUAUCAUGAAUUUGGUCGGCAUUUGGCGCCAUCGUGCCAAGCAGCCUACUGGAAACAUCAGCACUGAAGCCAACAAGGUCGUUCACGAUCCUAAUGUUGAGGCAGCUAUUGUUGAGUUUAAAGUAAUACUCCAACGUUGGGCACAAGGUUAUGCUUUGGAUCCGAUUAUUGCCCACAUCCAGAACAUGUGGAAUAAGACACUAGUAGAUCCAGAACUGAACCAAUAUGUCAACAAUGUCUCAAAUUUCCUGACCAGAGCACUCCGUGAGCCGAACUAUGUAACCUCUCAGACGAUCAAUAAUGAUGGGUCUAUUUUGAUCGAUGAAGGCCGACAACUCUUAAACGUCAAGUACAAGUCUGACACAGAUGUUAUCAUGCGGGAAGGACAGAUUUUUAUUGAGAAGCUUAAUACGGAUCCUCGCUCCCAAGAGGUCUCUGCCAACUUCCAAAAAUUCGCUCAUGAUCUCUUUUAUGAUAAAAACGGAAAAUUAGCAUUCAAGCCUCACUUGUUUGAUGACUUCCGCUAUGUUCUCCUACCUUCCAUGAUGGAGUCCUUCCAGUUCAUCCCUGUCCCUCGUAUUGAAUACUCAGAUUUGAAGGUGGAUCUUGUAUUCGACAAUAUGAUCUUGACGAGUACCGAUUUGCUUCCUCGUCUGUUUGAGAUGAACAUGAAUAAUACAAUCCGUAUGGUUCCACGUGGCAACGCUAAUCGCUCGCUUGACACUAAUAAGCAUGACUUUAGCGUGACGAUCCAGGGUCUUGAGGCCAAUAUCCGUGAUGUUGAUUACUAUGUCAAAACCAAGGAGGGAUUCCGCUUCCAAGACCGAGGUAUCGCUGAUGUCUUGAUCAACAAAAAAGGCUUGGACAUCAAGAUCAUGGGCCAUAAAACGCCAGAGGAUCAAGAGACCCCUUCACUUUUCACGAUUGAAGACGUCAAAGUCAAAAUUCAUGCACUGUCGAUCAAGAUGCGCAGAUCGGAGCAUUCAUUCAUGUAUGCACUAGCUCAACCCUUUAUCAAAACCGUUGUCAAGAACGCUAUUGCCCAUGCUCUCGAGACGCAAAUCAAAGAGACUUUAUCAUCUGGUGAU